Carassius auratus (goldfish) is the source of this 1479-nucleotide messenger RNA. RefSeq names its product guanylyl cyclase-activating protein 1-like. Gene Ontology annotation, molecular function: calcium ion binding; calcium sensitive guanylate cyclase activator activity. Lineage: Eukaryota; Metazoa; Chordata; Actinopteri; Cypriniformes; Cyprinidae. The record is from RefSeq and is a predicted model, not a curated record. The transcript has 4 exons. Bases 236 to 814 code for a protein of 192 amino acids.
UAGAUGUCCUUUAGUUCUUGGAAGAUUUCAACAGUUAUCCAAUUAAAGUGUUAUCUCUCCUUUUAGUUGUCUAGUCUAUAGGGCUUUAGACUCUGUGCCGUCAUCAACAGUCAAUCCUGGAUCGGAGCAGCAAACUGUUCACAGCUCAUACUCAGUAAACUGCAGCUACUGUUGGACUUCUGGAUCUGACUGACCAAUUCUACAUUUCAUUUACAAAGAGGCUUUCUGAGGAGGUAUGGGUGCCCACGGAUCCAGCCUGGAUGAAGUCUUGGCUGAGGACAUGCACCACUGGUACAACAAGUUCAUGAGGGAAUCUCCAUCAGGUCUCAUCACACUCUUCGAACUCAAGACCAUGCUGCAGAUGCAGGGGAUGACUGAGGAGGCCAACAGCUAUGUGGAUCAAGUCUUCUUCACCUUUGACAUGGAUGGGGAUGGCUAUAUAGAUUUUGUAGAAUACAUUGCAGCUGUAAGUCUUCUACUGAAAGGAGAGAUAAACCAGAAGCUGAAGUGGUACUUCAAACUCUUUGAUCAGGACGGAAACGGCAAGAUUGACAGAGAUGAAAUGGAGACAAUAUUCAAAGCCAUCCAGGACAUUACCCGGAGUUAUGACAUCCCUCCAGACGAUAUCGUGUCUCUGAUCUAUGAGAGGAUCGAUGUCAAUAAUGAAGGUGAGUUGACGUUGGAGGAGUUCAUCACAGGGGCUAAAGAACAUCCUGAUAUCAUGGAGAUGCUCACCAAGAUGAUGGACCUCACCCAUGUCCUGGAGAUCAUAGUCAAUGGGCAGAAAAAGAAAGGAGUGACUGCCAGUGUUUGAUGUUUUGCACAAUAAAUGGUUCCCAUUCUGAUUUAAGAUGAUCAGCUGUGUGGUUUACAAGCAUAAACCAGACCUAACAGAUGCUUGCAGCAUCUCAGAGGUGGACACAAGUGAUCAUCAUUUCUGAUUGUCUUUCAUACACUCUCUCUGUUGUUGUGCCUCCAGAUGUUAGCGGAGCUCUCACUUACCCUUCUUCUUUUAACUGAAUCACUUCUACAAGUCUGAAAAUGUCAUUCUUGCAGGCAGAAAUGACACAAGAGGAGAUGAAUCCAUGGUGUAAUGGAUCGUUUGUCCUAUUUGCUGGCGUGUGAAGCAUGUUCUUAGCAAUGAAUAUGCUCGAUGCAUGUAUAGUGACCCUAAAAUGUAUAUGGACAUUUUAGCCUUAGUUAGGAUGUAUCGAUGUCUAAUAAAUUAUUAACAGGACAUUAAUAUGACAGACAUUUUAAAUGUGACUUACUUUUUAAGUGUCCAAAUACAGUUCAGGGGACAGUGUGUAGGGAGGGUCCAGUGUCAUAAAUAAUUGUACAGUUUUUCUAUUGCUGUAUGUAAUCUUCAUUUUGACUUUUGACAUUUUGUGCUAAAUUAUUUAGAUAUCUCUACAGGUCUACUGUUCUAACUUGUAACCAAUGCCUUACAUAAAUAAAUGCAGUAUGCUGCACAUUUGG